GCCUUCACAAAUCAAGUCUACAUUGUCCGACAGAAAUAGAUACCAGUCGCGGCAGAAACCCAACACUGACCGCCCUCACCACCGCCAAAAGCGGCAGAACCUAGUCGACCUCGAUGAAAAAGCCUCGGAUUUAGUCGGCUUUUAGAACGUACAGCUCCCCAAACACUCAAGGUGGAAUCUGUAUAAAAUAUGACCGCCUUUUGGUGGUAUGGGCAGAAAAUGGUCGCUGCUGUUCACAACAUGGUGAUGGAUAGUACGGGACUCGAGCCUGGACUCGGCCAUGGCUCACCCAAUGAUAUUACUCCCUACGUUCCAGCCAAUGCUCGGCUGAGUCAGAGGACAACCCCCCCCACUGCAGUCAGGCAUCGGCAUUCUGACCCCGAUUCAUCCGACAUUCCCAAGUAACACCGCCCGGAUGCCGGCGGAGGGAAGUAGUAAGUGGUCGAAGAUCAUUUACGUCUCGGAGUUGUACGCAUGUGUAGCUCCGGUGGGGGAUUCGUCAAUCAUUCUUACUCAAUA
Messenger RNA from Aspergillus welwitschiae, 519 nucleotides. RefSeq lists its product as uncharacterized. Lineage: Eukaryota; Fungi; Ascomycota; Eurotiomycetes; Eurotiales; Aspergillaceae. The coding region runs from base 190 to 405 and encodes 71 amino acids. The transcript has a single exon. The record is from RefSeq and is a predicted model, not a curated record.